Pocillopora damicornis (cauliflower coral) is the source of this 1564-nucleotide messenger RNA. RefSeq names its product G protein-coupled receptor 161B. Lineage: Eukaryota; Metazoa; Cnidaria; Anthozoa; Scleractinia; Pocilloporidae. Gene Ontology annotation, biological process: G protein-coupled receptor signaling pathway. The record is from RefSeq and is a predicted model, not a curated record. Gene Ontology annotation, molecular function: G protein-coupled receptor activity. Gene Ontology annotation, cellular component: membrane.
UUAUAUUAUAUUUCACGUAUUCGUGUCGUGGGCGCUUCAUGAAUGCAGAGUUACAACGAAAUUAUCGCCAGCAAUGAGCGAAGAUUUAAAUGCAAGUUCUGCUGCUGGAACUAAAGAACUGUCACCAACAGUCGUCGGGAUUCAGUCCACAGCCAUCUUUUUGCUUAUGGUUUCUUCGUUGAUAUGCAAUGCCCUGGUAGGAUUUGUUCUCGCUAGAAAACCGGAAUUGUUGUCACAUUCUUCCAGCAAGCUUCUCAUGAACUUGACUGCAUCUAGCUUCAUCUUUUCGCUUAUCGUUUUGCCAUUUGUUUUUGCUUCGUCUGUGAGACAGGACUGGUUGUUCGGCAAGGCUUGGUGUCAAACUAGCGGUUUUCUAACAGUUUUACUCUCCGCAACAUCUUUGGCAAUGGUAAUGUUUUUAAGCAUCGAUCGUUAUCACUGCAUAGUGAAUCCGUUAACUUACGCUACCAGAAUGUCACCAGCACGCACAAAUUUUUUCAUUUUGUUUUCAUGGCUGGCAUGCUUGUUCUUGGCUUCGCUGCCUCUCGUCGGCUGGGGAAAAUAUGGCUAUGAACACGCAAAAUUUUCUUGCACUGUUAUUUGGAGUGACACGAUAAGUGAGGGCUAUACGAAACUUUAUUCCGUUGUGACUUUGUUUGUGCCAUUGCUGGUCAUGAUAGUGACCUACUAUUAUAUUUUAAAAGCUGCUCGUCGACAAGCUCGAGUAGGGCAAAUAGCGGUUCUGCCUGCGACAAAUGUGGGUCCAAGGACAAACCGCAACUCUAUAACAUCAAACACGAGUGCGUUUAGCGGAUCAAAAGCCUUGCGUACAACUUUUCUUGUUCUAGGGAUGGUAAUAUUUUGUUGGGGUCCAUACGUGAUAGAGAUUAUUCUAGAAUCGGAGCGAGUGCUUGUGCGGUAUGAGAUACAGACUACGUUUGUGAUGGUGUCUCAUUCAAGCGCAUUACUGUAUCCUGUUAUUUAUGGAUUUCACAUAAGAGCGAUCAGACGGAGUAUCAAGAGACUUGUAACCUCGAACUUACGGUGUGGUAAUAAUUUUUUUCGACCCUCCAGCGAAACGGGAUUUGUCGUAUCACCCCAGGCAAUGUUCAGAAAUAGAUCGGCUUCGGAGGGUUCUGUGAAUUCGUUCGACAUGGCCUGGUCGCCCCGGCGAGAGAGCGAGAGUCUGUGGACAUUGCCAGCGAUCAAAGAAGAGAUUGAAAAUCAACCCACAAACAGAACUCAUUCGACCGAAGUCACAGACCUAGAGGUUUUCAAUCUUCCGGGUAGCUGCGUCUAAAAACAACUCAAGAUUUUCUGCGCUAUUUAAAACUGACAAAUACAUAACUGAAAAAUAAAAAAAAAAUUUGCGAAGAAGAUUACCAUUGUUAUUAACAUCCCUGUGAUGUUUGUCGUGCCUGGAGCCGGAAUGUUUGAAAUAUUCUUCACGAAUCCUAUUGAAAACUACUCGAGAAGUCAAUCAGUUUUCUCUACAGCUUUCAAAAGCAUCAGAGGGAGAUGUUGAUCCAUAGCUAUAAAAGUAAAAGCUAUAUUUCUAAACAAA